Phytophthora sojae is the source of this 2400-nucleotide messenger RNA. RefSeq lists its product as hypothetical. The transcript has a single exon. The record is from RefSeq and is a predicted model, not a curated record. The coding region runs from base 1 to 2400 and encodes 799 amino acids. Gene Ontology annotation, molecular function: protein binding. Lineage: Eukaryota; Oomycota; Peronosporomycetes; Peronosporales; Peronosporaceae.
AUGCCUGCCAGCGACAAGGGCGGUGGCAGUAGUACCACCACGACCACGACGACUACCACCGCCGCCAGCAACAAUAGCCUUGGCUCCUCCAACGCCACGUCACUGAACAGCAGCCGGGGAAGCCGCGGCAGCCGCACGAGCCGCCGCAGCACGGGCAGCGCCACGCCCGAGGGCGACGACAAGCUGCCGCCCGGCUGGACGCGCAAGGAGAGCAAGUCGCAGAAGGGCCGGUACUACUUUAUCUCGCCCGCGGGCAAGACGCAGUGGGUGCCGCCCCCCACCAAGAGCGCGAGCGCCAAGAUCAAGAAGACGUUCAACUGGAUGAGCGAGGUGGAGAUCUGCUUCCAGGAGGGGCGCCUGGGCGUGAGUCUGCGAGAGGUCCACCAGAUGGAGACCAUCCUGUACCCGCAGUUCCAGGCCGAGGUGGACGACCUGCCCAAGAUCAACGGCAAGGCCGGCCCCGCCGAGCUGCACAACUGGAGCGUCAAGCCGCACAAGCGCCUGACGAUCGGCAUGCGCGUCAUCAGCAUCGAAGACGUGUCGCUCGCGGGGCUCACGUACAAGGAGGUGGUGGCCAAGUUGAAGAGCGCGUCCAGACCCGUGCGCAUAAAGUUCGCCGACGUGCACAAGGGGACAGUGGAGGAGAACGGCGGGCGCAAGUCCGACGGGGAGAAGAGCGGCAACGGCGCGGGCAAUGAUCCGAGCAGCACGAGCUACGCCCAGUCGUCCGCCUACAUGCUGCAGAAGCAGGAGUACACGCGCGUGCUGGUGACGGGGGAGCUGCACACAGAGAUGUGGACGAUCGAGAACAAGAAGAUGCUGCGCUCGCUCACCCGCAUGCAGCACAAGUGGAGUACAGUCUCGAGCGAGUUUGACCUGCUGAACGCGCGGAGAAUGGAGCUCCGGAAAGAGAACGAGGCGCUGAAGCACGACAAGGAGAAGUACGAGGUCAUGAUGAAGAACCUCAAGCUGCAGGCGACGUACGCGAUGGAGAAUCCGGAGCUUGUGCGGGCCAAUGAACUGGCCAAGAGGAAUACAGAGCUGAACGACGAUAUUUCGAAGAUGAGUGCAGGUAAUAAACGACUGAGGAAGGAGAGGGACGCGCUGCAGGCACAGCUAGAUGAACUGGAGAAGCAGCUUGCGAAAGUGGAGCAAAAAGCCAAAGACGAGGAUGAAGACCGCGUGCCGGAAGAGGACAUAUUUGGUAUUGAGCCCACUGCCCCGCCGAAGGAGCAGCUAUCGGCACUAAAGAAGAAGAGGCGUGGCCUUGAAGACGAGCUGAACAAGGAGCAGCGCAAAGCCAAUAAGGUACAGAAGGAGAUGGAGCAGCUCACUAAGCACUACGCCAGUCUCGGCAAUGAAGAACCGGCGCUCAGCUCCUCGACCUCUUCGUCGUCCUCCUCCUCCCAUCGGCAGAGCGAUGAUAAGGAAAAGAACUCUCUCAGCUCAAGUGGAGUCCGUGAAAAAGGGAGCAGCAGCAGCAGUAAUGGUACCAGCAAGCCGAAAUCGGAAUAUGCUGAGCUGGAAUCCAAGAUUUUGGAGCUGCGUAAGAAGCAGCGCUCCGUCGUGGACACGUUGUCGAAGGCUGCACAGUCAGGAGACCACAAGCUGGCCAAGGAGUGCCAGCGGCGGCGGCAGAAAAUUAAGGAGGAGCUCAAGGAGGCACAGGACGAGCUGCACCGGCUCAAAAACCAAGGCAAGUCGGGAACGUCAUCGUCACGAACGGAAUCCAGUCGCAACCAGAAGCCUUCGACUGAGACUUCAACCGACUUAUCCUCGAAGAAUAAGUCGCGGCGUUCGGGGUCGAUUAGCAAGGACAACUCGAGUCCGUCUACCCCAGACACAAGCGCUGACACGACGUCGGUGACCGGUAGCUCUCGCGCAGGAAAGAUGCCGAUGCUGAGUGGGUUCUUAGACAAGGGACCUACGGAGUGGGCCGACCGUGGCAUCAUCAGCGGCAUGAAGACGAUGCGAGGAGCGCGUGAGCGUUGGUGCGUUAUCACUGCCGAUGGAUUCCUCAAAUACUACAAGCGUCGUGGUGACUCCGUCGUCCGUGGUGAGAUCAACCUGGCCGACAAGAGCUUCGAGGUCGUCUGCGAAGACAUCCGGUAUGGCAAGGAGUUUGUGCUGUGUACGGACGAGCAGCAGUCGCACUUCUUCACCCAGAGCCCGCAGGAGUUGAACAACUGGGUGAAGACCUUGCGCGCUGCGAACGCCUAUUUACUGAAUGCCGCCGCUCCGCCGCUGCCUCCACCUCGGUCGACGCGCGGUGAUCCGGACAAGAGAGCAAUCACGCGCAGCGACAGCAAGCAGGCGAAGGAGUUCGACCUCGACGGGCUGGAGGCCGCCUUGCCCGAAGAGGACGAACAGUUUUAUGGACGAGCUACCCUGGGAUUCUAA